AUGACUUCACCACAUAAUGAUACAAAAUCUCACGUUUCACACAUCGCUCAAUCUUAUACCGAUGUUAAGGGUGAACAAAAACAUGAAUUAAAUGAUCAAUAUGUUCAACCUGUAAAAGAACCUUCCACAAAUUUACCUUUUGAUCAGCAGAUGGCUAUUGAAAAAGGAAGUUAUAAACAAAAGGCUGAUCGUGAAAUUAAAGAAGACGAUGAAGAAGUUUUGAGGAAGAAGGAUCAACGACAAACAAAGAAAAUGCCUGCAAAAAAUACGACUUCAAUCUCACAAAAAAAUAAUCAAUUUAAUGAGUCUAUAAAUAACUUUGAUCAUAAUGAAACAUCAAAAAAUAUUUUAAUUGGUUCUUUCAUUGGAGGAUGGAAUCAACUUCGACCUUUAAUAGAAAUCUGUAAGAUAUUAAUGAAUCGCGGACAUAAUGUGACAUUAAUCUCACCAGGAAAAUAUUCAUCACCAUCAUCAGAUUACCCAAUAAUCCAUCAUAUUUCUUCAGGACCUUCAUUCGAUUUAAGUAUUAUACCAGAAUAUCGAGAAAUCCUUUCAGAAGAAUAUAUGGCUAAUGAAACGAUAAAGGUUGAUUUGUUUUUUUGUGAUUUAUUCUUAAAUGAAGCAUGCAUUGAUGUUGCUUGGUUAAUGAAUAAACCCUUGGUCACCAUGUCAUCUAAAUUAUCGAUGACAUACAUACCCUACAAAUCAGAUCCAAUGAUGGGAUGUCAUGUAAAUAUGGAACGAGAACCAUUUCUGGAGAGAUUCCGAUGUGCAAUCAUUGCACCUAUUCAAAUGAAUUACGUCCUCUCACCUUAUACAAAAAGGUUGAAUGAAUUAAGAAAAAGUUUAGACGUUUCAAAUUCAGAAUCUUUUGAAAAAUUACAAAAUUCUUUAUUUCUAGCUGAUACAUUUUUUGGUUUCGAGACUCCACAUCAAACUCCACCACUUUACCAGGAAAUUGGACCAAUCAUGUCGGAUAAUCAUUUACCUUUGACAAAAGACCUUAAUAAUUUUAUCGCUUUACACAGGAGGAUAAUAUAUGUCAAUUUUGGUACCCAAGUCUGCACUACUUACAUGACCAAUGUAAUUCUCCUUCAAGCGUUUAUCGAAGCGAUAAACAAUAAUAUAAUAGAUGGAAUAAUUUGGAAACUUACAAAAUCAUCUUCAAAAGUAUUAUUCCCAUCUACAAUAAUGCUUUCAGGUAGCAAAACUAUUAUAAAUACUUCAAAUCAUCCUAGCAUUCACAUCAUAGAAGAGUCUCCACAAUUUGCUAUAUUAAAUCAUUCAAACAUUAAAAUACAUUUAACACAUGGGGGAAUAGGAAGCAUUUAUGAAUCGUUGUUUACGGGAACACCAAUGUUAUUAUUACCUAUCGCGUUUGAUCAAUUCGGGAAUUCCGAAAAAUUAUUAGAAAAUGGUGUUGGAUUAUUACUUUCAAAGGUUUCACUUGAUGUUCAAGAUAUUAUAAGAAAGAUUCAAACAUUACAAAAAGACAAAUACAUACUCAUAAAUGUAGAAAGAAUGAAAAGUCUGGCCAUCUUAAAUAGUAAAAGAAAGUUUAGGGCAGCUGAUUUAAUAGAAUUUGUAUUAUAUUCAAAUCAAUUAAAUUCAAUGACAAAUUUUCAUGAAAAUUCUUUUAAAGAGGAUUUAAAAAUAUGGAGGAUUACACCCGAAAUGAGAUUAGGACUUAAAUAUUUGGAUGUUUAUGUCUCUCUGUUGAUGGGAUUUUUAAUAAUUAUUAUGAUAAUAAUUUGGGUAAUUUGUGAGGCUUGUAAAUUCAUUUUUGGAAAUUUUAUCUCGUUUUUUACGGGUCAUAAAAUGUCUCAAGUACGUUCGUAA
Molecule: messenger RNA, 1839 nt
Organism: Funneliformis geosporum
Lineage: Eukaryota; Fungi; Glomeromycota; Glomeromycetes; Glomerales; Glomeraceae
Source: the annotation of a GenBank genome assembly